AUUCUGGCACAAUGCUGAAGAUUUUGUUCCAGUUCUACCCAGGAGUCAUGCAAAUUGUCUCUUUGUUUGCCUGAACAUAUUUACCUGUAAUGAAUGACCAGAGCUCUGUGCCCAAAGCACUGAAUACAUAAAACCCGUGUGAAUCUCGACUUUCAUUUACUUUUUACUUUCCCUUGCUGGUGCCCAAGACCACGGUGGAAGGAAUGGCUAAGGAUAAGGUGGAGGAGACAAGUGAGUUAGAAUGGGGCUUGUUACCCCGAGAAGAAUUUUCCCAAGUGAAUGGAAUCAUUCUUCUAAAGAAAGUAUGCGAUUUCUGGGAUAAGAUCUGGAACUUCCAAGCCAAGCCUGAUGACCUGCUCAUUGCUUCUUACCCCAAAGCAGGAACCACUUGGACACAGGAAAUUGUAGAUCUGAUACAAAAUGAUGGCGAUAUUGAGAAAAGCAGGUGCGCUUCCAUUCAACUUCGACACCCUUUCCUGGAGUGGAUAAGAAUGACACACUGUGGGAUCGACCAGGCUAAUGCAAUGCCUUCCCCAAGGACCCUGAAAACUCAUCUUCCUGUACGACUGCUGCCUCCAUCCUUCUGGGAGGAAAACUGUAAGAUGAUCUAUGUGGCAAGAAACGCCAAGGAUAACCUGGUGUCCUACUACCAUUUUCAAAGGAUGAACAAAGCACUCCCUGACCCGGGAAGCUGGGAUGAGUACUUUGAAACAUUCCUGGCAGGCAACAUGGUAUGGGGGUCCUGGUUCGACCAUGUGAAAGGCUGGUGGAAGAAGAAAGACAGUCACCCCAUUCUUUAUCUUUUCUAUGAAGAUAUGAUGAAAGAUCCAAAAUGUGAAAUUAGAAAGAUAAUGGAAUUCCUGGGGAAGAACCUCAAAGAAGAGAUUUUAGACAAAAUCGUUUAUAAUACUUCAUUUGAUGUAAUGAAAAAGAGCCCCAUGACCAACUACAUAAAUGAAAUUAGAAUGAAUCAUAAUCUCUCCCCAUUCUUGAGAAAAGGAGUCGUGGGAGAUUGGAAAAAUCAGUUCACUGAAGCUCAGAACAAGCAAUUUAAUGAAUACUAUGAGAAAAAUAUGGCUGACACUUCACUGUCAUUUUGCAUGGAACUCUAA
Molecule: messenger RNA, 1112 nt
Organism: Nomascus leucogenys (northern white-cheeked gibbon)
Lineage: Eukaryota; Metazoa; Chordata; Mammalia; Primates; Hylobatidae
Product: sulfotransferase 1C4-like
Biological process (GO): sulfation
Cellular component (GO): cytoplasm
Molecular function (GO): sulfotransferase activity
Source: RefSeq, a predicted model, not a curated record